Messenger RNA from Juglans regia (Persian walnut), 2019 nucleotides. RefSeq lists its product as uncharacterized. Bases 1 to 2019 code for a protein of 672 amino acids. The record is from RefSeq and is a predicted model, not a curated record. Lineage: Eukaryota; Viridiplantae; Streptophyta; Magnoliopsida; Fagales; Juglandaceae. The transcript is spliced from 3 exons.
AUGGUAGACGGCACGGCACACCCAGACGUCACGGUAGAAGGCAGACAACAUGCAGAUGACGGCAGAGGAGCGGCAGGAACCGAGCAGGAGGGAGAAAUUCAAAGAAGAAUCAAUAAGAAAAUUGUCUGGAGGUUGCAGGUUCCUCGAAUAGCUCUUCCGAGAAUCAAGAAGGGAUUCUUGGGCUUUUCUCAAUUGCGUUCUUUAGUAAUCGAUCCUGUGAUAGCAGAAGGCACGUGUGGAGCUCUGAAAAAUCAGCAAGAUGGAUCCCAGAAGCAGCAAGAAAUGGUUCAUAGACAAUUGGAGAACCAUCAACAAUGCAUUACUGCAAUGUCAACAAGGUUAGAACAAGUUUCUGAUAUGUUACGAUCUUUGGUUGAGUCUUCUAGUGUCAAUACAAAUGAACCUAGAGGUCAUGAAGAUAGGGCUAUCCAGAGAAGCUUUCGUUUGGAUUUUCCACGUUUUAGUGGAUGUGAUCUUGUUGGAUGGGUUUUUAAAGCUAAUCAAUACUUUGAUUUUUAUCAAACACCAUUUCAUCAAAAAUUAAUGGUGGCCUCAUAUCAUAUGGAGGGUGAGGCAUUAGUUUGGUACCAAACUGCUUUUAACUCAGGUCAGUUCAAUUCUUGGGAGUCAUUGGUUAUGGCAAUGCAAGUGAGAUUUGGGCCAUCUGCAUAUGAUGACCCAAUGGAGGCAUUAACCAAGUUAAAACAGACCACAUCUGUUGCUGUGUAUAAGUCACAGUUUGCAGCCUUGACAAAUAGGUUGAUAGGCUUGUCUGAGAAGCAUUUGCUUAGUUGUUUUGUGAGUGGCCUGAAAGAUGAAAUCAGGUUACCUGUGAAGAUGUUCAAUCCAGUGAAUCUUGGGGCUGCUUUUGGAUUGGCAAAAAUCCAAGAAGAGUACUUGUCAGCUGUUAAAAAACCAUGGAGAGGUGUUUCAGUAAUGAGUGAAUCUAUGGUGGAAGGCAACAGAUUCCAGAAACCUCCCGUAGCAGUUAAGAAGAUUUUUUCUUCACAAAUGGAUGAAAAAAUGAAGAAAGGGUUAUGUUACCAUUGUGAUAAAAAAUGGAACCCCACGCAUAUAUGUAAGGCUCCCAAAGUGUAUCUGUUACAUGUUGAGGAUACUGUUGGUAAUGCCUUAGAAAUACAGGAGGAGGGAGAUGAGACUCUAGUGACCAAUGAACAGUUGGUGACAGAAGAAGGAGAAGGGCUGGAGGUGUCCAUUAAUGCAAUAUCUGGCUGCUCUAACAAUAAUGCCAUGAAGUUGUUGGGAAGGAUUGAAAGUUGUGUGGCUGAAAUUUUAGUGGACUCGGGGAGUACACAUAAUUUUUUGGAUCCAUUGGUGGUACAAGCAGCAAAACUUAAAGUACAUGAUGAUUUGAAGUUACAAGUGAGAGUAGCUAAUGGUGACAAGUUGGUAAGCAGUGGCAGUUGUGAAGAAGUCAUCAAGGUUCAAGACUCAAAGUUUAGAAUUCCAUUUCAUAUGUUAGCCUUGGGUGGUUGUGACAUAGUAUUGGGGGUUCAAUGGCUAAAGACCUUGGGGCUAAUCUGUUGGGAUUUUAAUUCCAUGUCUAUGAGUUUUAUAGUGGGGCAAUCCAAGAUCACCUUACAUGGGUUGAAGUCUGAUGGCAUGAGGCUUCAAAAUGGAGAGGGCAAUUUAAAGUCUUCCUUGGUCAGACAACAGGGUUGGUUUUUGCAGCUGAGAACUGAGGACUCAAUAGAAAAACCUGGAAGUCAAGUGCAAGAGGUAGAAGAACUAUUACAAGGGUUCGAGCAUGUCUUUGCUGAACCUGUGGGUUUACCUCCCAUCAGAUCUUUCGAUCAUCAUAUUCCUCUUAAGGAGGGAACUGGUCCUGUUUCAGUCAGGCCUUAUAGAUAUCCUCAUUAUCAAAAAAAUGAGAUUGAGAAUAUUGUUCAGGAUUUGUUGAAAUUUGGGGUGGUGAGGCCAAGUCAGAGCCCCUUUUCUUCACCAGUGCUUCUUGUUAAAAAGUCUGAUGGUUCAUGGAGGAUGUGUGUUGACUAUUGA